AGCGACGUCAACUUUUGGCCACUCAGAGGGAAUCAAAGCGCAGAUCCAACUCUCAUAUAUAUUUUGGAGAGUCCCUCUACCUUCAACCAUUCCACAAGUACAUGUCUACAUGUGCCAUGUCGACAUCGUGGACUCCGCCUGAGGACCCGGACCGUCCAAACUGCCCUUACAGUGUCGGCUUCAGGACAGUGAUCCAGUUCCAUCGCGCACCACUCCCAUUUGGAGGUCCCAGAUAUGGUCGCAAACUGCGGCCAUAUGUGUACGACAAUUGGCUCGAGAGUGUGACCCAGAGUGAGCAUGUUCUGGCCUACCCGCCAUUGGAGACAGCUCCGCCUUCCCAGCAUGCCACUGCCGAGCUUGUCGUCAGUAAGACCAUAGCCAUCGGCAAUGCUCGGGGUGCGCAGUUAGUCUCAUUCACCGCCAUCGCCAAGAUAUACGAUGCUCUUUACUAUCCAUUUUCCAGCAACAUCGUCAGCCGCCCCGUUGAUGUUGUUCGAAAUGCAGAUGUGGACUAUAGCCGGGAAGCUGCGUCCUACGAACUUUGCACCCAAUACUUUGGAUCGUGGACCUUCCAGCUGCCCAUCACCAGUGCGGGAAAAGCCCAUCAGAGACCGGUACGCCUGGUUCUGAUAGAAUACAUUGACGGGUCGCCAAUAAGCGACCUAUUCGUACGCAACAUGUCCGGCCCACGUGCCGAUCCUCACCUCGACGCUUUGCAUUUUGACCAAGAAUUUCGCCUAAAAGUCAUUGCUCGAAUCAUGGAGGGUAUUGUGCGUCAGAGACAGGUGGGACUGGAUCAAAACGACCUGGCGCCUCGCAAUGUGAUCCUGUCACCAACGCCGCAGCCACCAGGCACCCAUAGUUCGACUCGAAUCACUCUCAUCGACUACAACGUCGCCCACGUGGACAAAUGGACUAAGGAUGGGCCACAAGACAUGCCUUUGCCUCCUAACCCUUUGGAAUGGUUCUGGGACAACAAUCUUUCCGCCUUCAUUGGCUGGACACCGCUCGAAUGGUACAUUGACCCCAAAACACCUCAAAAAUGGCUGUUACAUCGGUUCGGUGGUGAGAUAUCGUCCCUCUACAGACCUAUUGAGGAGGAUUUGGAGUUCAGUAAGACAGAGGAGGAAUGGCUUGCAGAGAACCCCAGUGAGUUCGACUAAGAACAAGGAUUGGAAGAAGUGUAAGGCAACUAGUUGG
Messenger RNA from Pseudomassariella vexata, 1200 nucleotides. RefSeq lists its product as uncharacterized. The coding region runs from base 102 to 1163 and encodes 353 amino acids. The record is from RefSeq and is a predicted model, not a curated record. The transcript is spliced from 3 exons. Lineage: Eukaryota; Fungi; Ascomycota; Sordariomycetes; Amphisphaeriales; Pseudomassariaceae.